ACAAGCACAGCAGAAAUGGCCCUGUGUUCCUCCAUCCCUGUUGACUGUCUUUUUGUGUUUCAGGAGCCUGUGUCGUUCGAAGAGAUAGCUGUGCAUUUCACGGAGGGCGAAUGGGCUCUCCUGAACCCCCAUCAGAGAGCCUUAUACAGGGAUGUCAUGCAGGAGAACUAUGAAAAUGUGACCUCUUUGGUUCUUUCCCUCACCAAUUCGGAUGGAAACUCCUGCGUGGAGGAAGGGGACGGGUUGAUCUCCCUGGGUCUACACCCUCCGGGCUCUGAGAAAGGGAACAAACAUGAAGUCACCAGAACAGUACAAGAUGGGCAGGAGAAAAAGGAGGAGGAGAAUCCCGCAGCGGAAGAUGCUAAGGGAGAUGAAAAUCCUAAGAAAGGCAAUGUAAGAAAGGCAAGGAAGAACGUAGUGCCAGGAAAUCCCAAGGUGGCUGAAAAGUCUAAGGAAUACAUUCUUAGGAGGAAAAAUCAAGUCCCCGGAAAUUCUAAGGAAAUUGGGCAGUCUAAGAGAGAUGUUCUGAGGAAAAACAGAGUUCCUGGAAAUACUAAGGAAAUUAGACAUUCCAGGAGAGAUAUUCAAAGGAAGAAUCUAGUGCUGAGAAAUUCUAAGGAAAUUGGGAAUUCUAGGGGGGGUGUUCUGAGGGAGAAUCUGGUGCCAGAAAAUUCCAAGGAAAUUGAGUGUUCUAGGGGAGAUGUUCUAAGAGAGAAUCUAUUUCCUGGAAAUCCCAAGGAAAUUGGGCAUUCUAGGGGAGACAUUCCAAAGAAAAAUCUAGUGCUGAGAAAUGCUAAGGAAAUUGGGAAUUCUAGGAGAGACGUUCUGAGGAAAAAUCGAGCUCCCAGAUAUUCUAAGGAAACUGGACAUUCUAGAGGAGAAGUUCUGAAGAAAAAUCAAGAAGUGAACAGCCAGAAGGUCCUUGGGGCUGGACCUCAGUGA
Molecule: messenger RNA, 942 nt
Organism: Lacerta agilis (Sand lizard)
Lineage: Eukaryota; Metazoa; Chordata; Lepidosauria; Squamata; Lacertidae
Product: zinc finger protein 382-like
Exons: 4
Coding region: 16-942 (308 amino acids)
Biological process (GO): regulation of DNA-templated transcription
Source: RefSeq, a predicted model, not a curated record